AGAAUUUUGCAAUUAACUGAAGCCUGUGGUUCUGUAAAAAUUAAGGCAUUUUACGCAUAAAUUUUAAGAUGGACAAACUUUUCGCUGAGGCGAAGUUACGAAAAAUACCCACUGGGUUGAUAAACGGAAAUCUAGGUCUUCAGUUUGAAGAAGAUGGUUUCAGUUCGCCUGAUAGUGAUGCUGAAGAAAGCACCACAGUUUACGAACAAGACUAUGUUAGCAAGGAGAUGAAGAAGUAUGCAAAUUUUACAGCGCUGCCACUUGACCAGGAUGAUGAUGAUGAUGGUCUAUCUUGUGUGGAUGGGGUGGAUUUUCCAAGACAAAGUGUAGGAGAAAUAUACAAAGCCCAUAACUUUACCUCAAAAUUCACAAAACCUGAGCUAGCCAUUGAUUCUUUUAAAAACGAGAUUCUUAAAGUUUUAAACACUUACAAUGUUUUAAUCAUACAAGGAGACACAGGUUGUGGAAAAACAACUCAAGUUCCUCAGUACAUUUUGGACGAAUACCGACAAAAAAAUGAAUAUUGCAAAAUUGUCAUUACACAACCGCGUAAAAUUGCAGCUAUUAAUGUUGCUAGAAGGGUUUGUGAGGAAAGGGGAUGGGCCUUGGGAACUGUUUGUGGAUACCAGAUUGGUUUGGAAAAAAAAGUUGGUCAUGAUUCUCUUAUAACCUACAUGACCACUGGAGUUUUGUUGCAAAAACUCAUAAUGCAAAAGUCUUUGCAUGAAUAUUCCCAUAUUAUUAUAGAUGAGGUUCAUGAAAGAAAUCAAGAUUUGGACUUUUUGUUGCUUAUUAUUCGAAAAUUUUUGUUUACCAACUCACCUCACACAAAGGUAAUACUUAUGUCAGCCACCAUAGUGGCCCGAGACUUUGCCUACUACUUCAGAAGCCAAAACAAUGACGGGGAGGCUAUGCUGGCCCCGAUAUUUACCAUCGACAAAAAGAACGUGUUCACGAAACAAGUGUUCUACGCCGACCAACUGUCCCUAAAAAACAUUCCUCUCGUCGAGAGAACCCGCCCGGAAAUCAACGACAUGAUGUUUCAGAUUUUCAAGUACAUUUUGAUGGCGUUCGAUAAGAUCGACGUUAGAGAUCCGGUGACGAAAGAGAGGCGCGUUGGGAGCGUUUUGGUGUUUUUGCCCGGUAUUUACGAGAUUGAAGAGGCCAGCAAGAUGCUCAACCAAUUCAACAGGACUGGCCCAGACGACAUUAAAUGGGACAUUAUCCCGCUACAUUCCAGCUUACCAAACGACGAACAAGCUAAAGUGUUUAAAACCCCUCGAGCCGGCUACAGAAAAAUCAUUCUUUCCACCAACAUAGCUGAAAGUUCCAUUACAGUGCCAGAUAUAUACUUCGUCGUGGACUUUUGCCUUACGAAAGUUUUGGUUGUGGACCCUUUGACGAAAUACAGCAGCUUGCAGCUGGAAUGGGCCUCGCAUGUUAAUUGCGAGCAAAGAGCUGGUAGGGUUGGUAGAGUGGAUAAUGGUAGAGUCUACAGGAUGGUUCCUGCCAAGUUUUAUGAGUCGAUGGACAAAACCAGCGUGCCGGAGAUCCUUCGCGCGCCCCUCGAGAGCGUCGUCCUGAAAUCCAAGAUGCUAAACGUGCACGACACGCCCAAACAAAUCCUCGCGCUCUCGAUGAACCCGCCCAACCUCAAAAACAUCGACUGGACCAUCUUAAACCUGAAAGAGGUGGGCGGCCUGCUGCAAACCUGCCGCGGCGUCCGCUCCACUUCCGACGGCGAUCUAACUUUUUUGGGCACCGUCAUGGCUUCGAUGCCUUUGGACGUCAGACUCUCCAAGUUGAUUGUACUCGGGUACAUGUUCAGUUGUCUCGAGGAAGCCAUCAUUAUCGCCGCUGGUUGCUCUAUUCAAAACAUUUUUUCAAUUCCAUUUCAACAAAGAUUUUUGGCAUAUAAAAAACUGCUCCUUUGGUCAGAUGGAAGUUGUAGUGAUGCCAUAACUCUGCUUACUCUUUACAACGUUUGGAAUUCUUUUCAAAGAGAAAAUCGAUUUCAAAACAUGUCGGAAGCUGUAGCCUGGUGCAGGAAAAACUACGUGAGCUUCAAAGGGAUGAAAGAGUGGACGUUGCUGAUUUCAGAAAUUAAAAGUAGACUGAAUAGUUUCAACAUUGUCGACACCGGCGGCCAGCGCCGCAGAAAUUUGACAGAGACAGAAAAACCAACAGUACUAAAAGUGAUUAUGUGCGGCGCAUUUUACCCGAACUACUUCAUUCGUUCCUCGGAGUGCCAUCGCGAAAACGAGGAAAAAGAACACGUGCGUGCUGUGGGCGGGCGUAAUCCCUUACGCACGGUCUACUUGACAGGUUUCGAUAACCAGCAACCGGGGGCGCUGUACGCCAAGCAGAUCAAGAAAAUGUUCUCCGACGGACACAACGAGCAAAACAUUAAUGUGGGCUUCGACGGAAGCUGCAAAGUGUAUGUGGAGUUUAAGCAAAAACCCAUAGACGACUUUUUAACAGUAAAAGAGAAUGGUAGAAGCGCCAUUGUCACAUUGCCGGGAAACAUACCCAUGCAAAUGUACGAGUGUAUAAGGAAAAGGCAGCUAAAAUAUGAAUUUAACUUAAAAUUGCUUUCAAAAGAUGAGGCUUUCAAGUUGGCGGAAAAGUAUGGUUUAAAUCAGGCUUCCGCCUUGCCUUCUUUGAUUGACCCAAACGAAAAAAAUUGUUUCACCCCAAUUGACUAUAAUCCAAUUCCGACUUUGGAUGUUGAAUUUAUUAGUAUUCAUAUUACUUCAAACAUCGACGCAGGCCACUUUUGGUGCCAGCACACGAACGAAGAGACACGAAACUUGGGCAUGAUUAUUGAGCGUGAGCUGAACAGACAGGUGCUUCACCCUGCCAUCGCUACGUGCGAAGAGUUCCACAAGCUAAAUAACGCGAACAUUUACGCCGCCAGAUGGAGCACCGACAAUAAGUUCUACCGAUGCAAAAUCAGCGCUGCCAGCGGCAAAUACGCUUACGUUUCUUUCAUUGACUACGGUAACGUGGAAAAAAUCCCCGUGGACCAAAUAUACGAUGUUCCCAAAAAUAUACCGGAAUUGAACACAGCCCCAUUAGCAGUGGAGUGCGUUCUAAAAGGUAUCAAACCAGCGGCUCAAACAAAUCCGCAGGGCGUUUGGUCUGUUCGCGCAAACAACUUUUUCGCUGAGAUUGUUGAUAACAGAGUUCUAACUGCCAAGGUGUACUCAGUUGUUGACGAUACUGUACAUUUGAUAAUGUUCUACAAGGGUAGAGAUAGAAGGGAUUACUGUUUGAAUGAGGUUUUGAUUAAAGAGGGGUUUGCUGUGGAAAGCAAGGAAAGUUAUUUAUCUGAGGAAAACCACGUAAAACGCACGCUAAUCCAAUCGACAGACAACCCGAACCAAGCGGCCGUACUGUCGAUGGGCAAGGCGGAAAGAGUGUGCGACGAAAGCAACAAUCCGAGCUUUACAACGCUCGACGACCAAUACGCGACAGUUACGCAGCUGAAAGGUCCCUACAGCCCGCUCGAGAUGCGCCUGUAUGGUUGCGUGGAGAGCUCUUGCAACAAAAGAGUGGACAUCGAGAGCAGCAGCGUUAAUGCUGUGCUAUUGGAUUCGCAGGCCAGUGAUUCACAUUCCAUAAUGUUGGUAGCUGGCAGCGUGAUCCAGGGCCAGACAGGCAACAACAUUAAACUCCGCCAGACCACCCUGAUGCCAAACAUCCCAGGCUUGCCGGCCGUCAUGGCCAUGCUGUUCUGCCCGACAAUGGAACCGAAACUGAUAGACGACGCGUCGCGCGUCGCGUCGCUCCUCUGCGGCAUGGGGUGCCACGAGGUGACCGAGAAGCCCGUGCAUCCGUCGCACGACAUGACCAUCGUUCUCGACACGAUACUCAAGGCCGACGAGAUCGACGAGAUCAACAACUUGAGACAUUUGAUGAACAACUGUGUAAAAGCUAUGAACAGCAAUUACACAAAUAACAAUAAAAUAGAUCAAGACACAAUUUUUCAAGCACAAAGAAACAUUAUUCAAGCACUAUUCAGCAUUAUAUACCGAAACCGCACAUCAGUAAACAGAUGUGAUGUAAAAUUCGCAAACUACUGGGGAAAAUCGGUCGCCGAUGCAGUGGUUUUGGAACCGGAAGUAUACAAAGAACCCGAGGACAUUUGGCCCUUGCUUUGGUUCGUCAAAAUACACGAACCCGUGUCCGAGCAAAAUGAGAUGAUAUCAAGAAACUUGGAAGAAAUCUUGUCUAUGGCAAAAAGCCAUAUUCCCCCCAAACAAGUGGACUGCCUACUGUGUUCUGUAACAUUGUAUGAUGUUUUUGAAAUAAGAAAACACCUGAUUUCCAAGGAACACAAAAAUAAUUACCAGGCUUAUAAAGAAAGUUGUUGUUUUGACGAUUAAGCUACGUUUUUUUAGUUUUUAAGAAUAUGACUUUUUAUUAAGCAUGUUUCCCGUUUUAUUUUUAUAACAAAAUGUGAU
This is a messenger RNA of Brassicogethes aeneus, 4466 nucleotides long. NCBI's taxonomy places the organism in Eukaryota, Metazoa, Arthropoda, Insecta, Coleoptera, Nitidulidae. The record is from the annotation of a GenBank genome assembly.